Acyrthosiphon pisum (pea aphid) is the source of this 797-nucleotide messenger RNA. RefSeq names its product 30S ribosomal protein S12 technical knockout (gene tko). Lineage: Eukaryota; Metazoa; Arthropoda; Insecta; Hemiptera; Aphididae. The record is from RefSeq and is marked provisional. Gene Ontology annotation, cellular component: ribosome; small ribosomal subunit. Gene Ontology annotation, biological process: translation. Gene Ontology annotation, molecular function: structural constituent of ribosome.
ACUUACAUGUUUGAUACUUUGAAGUUACAUUAUUAAAGUAAUAAAUAUUAAAUAAUAAUUCUAUAUAGGUAACUCGUAUAGUGUAUAUUCUAGAUAGUGGCUAGUACCUACUACCUAGUACAUUUUGAUUUUUGUAAUUUUGAUUAGAUCACAGGAUUACAACUUAUUAUCGAAUCGUAGAAGAAGUAAAAUUUUUAACCGAGUUUAACAAAAGUAUUCCAAAAUGAAUGUUCUACUACAGGGGAUGAAAAAUUUAGUACUUAAUAAAUCGCUGGGAGAAACGACUAGGUGUAUGGCAUCGCUUUAUCAAAUGCACAGGACUGGCCCACACAAAAAGCCAAUGUUCAAACGAAAUCCGUUGGGUGACAACCCAUUUUUAAAAGGUGUUAUACUUAAGACACUGAUAAGAAAACCAAAGAAACCAAAUUCGGCCAACAGAAAGUGUGUCUUGGUUCGAUUGAGCAACGGCAAGGAAAUGAUUGCUUAUAUACCCGGUGAAGGGCACAAUCUACAAGAACACAAUGUUGUAUUAGUGCGUAACGGGCGGUGUAAAGAUUUACCUGGUGUAAAAAUAACGUGUGUUAGAGGAAAAUUUGAUUUACCACACGUUGUGAAAAAAACACAAACAAAUUCUUAAGUCUAUUAGUAUUGAUAAUUUUUAAUUUUUUUUUUUUUUUGUAUAUUAGUCAUUAAUAAAAUUAGAUUAUAAAUUAUAAUAUUAAUUUAUUUUUAUUUUACACAUGUUUGAUAUUACAGUUUAUGGUUCAAUAUUCUGAGAACAGAAGUUUCAAAACAAA